Ilex paraguariensis (yerba mate) is the source of this 558-nucleotide messenger RNA. The record is from the annotation of a GenBank genome assembly. NCBI's taxonomy places the organism in Eukaryota, Viridiplantae, Streptophyta, Magnoliopsida, Aquifoliales, Aquifoliaceae.
AUGCCUAGUGGGGCUCACACUUUGCUCAGUCUACUUGCUGAGCCUUUGAAACAGCCAACAGAAACUCUUCUUUCUGCUGAGGAUCAUGAUGUAUCUGAUAAUUUGAGAGAGUUUGAGGACUGGAGUGAGUACUACUCUUGUGAUGCAACGUAUCGCAACUGGCUAAAAAUUGAGUUAGAGAAUGCUGUAGUUUCUCCACUUGAACUGUCAAAUGAAGAAAAACAAAGGGCAGUUGCAGCAGCCAGAGAAGCACUAAAAUCGUCACUGUUAUUGCUACUGAGAGCAAAUCCUUGGUUGGUUCCUGCUGAAGAUCGUAAUUAUGAAUCAGUGGAACCUGUAUUCCUUGAACUCCAUGCCACUGUGAUGCUCUGUCUGCCUUCUGGUGAAUGUAUGUUGCCAGACGCCACCUUGUGUACUACAUUGAUGAGUGCCCUUUACUCUUCAGUAAGUGAGGAAGUUGUUCUAAAUCGACAAUUGAUGGUAUGUUUAUUUCCUUCUUCCUCUUUGCCACUCAGAAAAUUUGGAAAGAAAAUGAACAUGCUGUUAUUUAUUGAUUGA